Molecule: messenger RNA, 2552 nt
Organism: Zea mays
Lineage: Eukaryota; Viridiplantae; Streptophyta; Magnoliopsida; Poales; Poaceae
Product: gamma-glutamylcysteine synthetase 1
Exons: 17
Coding region: 563-2074 (503 amino acids)
Biological process (GO): glutathione biosynthetic process
Molecular function (GO): glutamate-cysteine ligase activity
Source: RefSeq, a predicted model, not a curated record
GAAGCCACGCCUCUCGACAGACAGUCGGCGUCGGCGUCGGCGUCGGCGUCGAGUGUUGCGUGCCGGCUUCCACCGCAGAGGAUCCUCGCGCGGCACCCCUCUCAUCAUCGUCUUCGUCAUCAGCGACGAUCCAGUAUUGGAUCCAGCCGGCCGUUCCACCACUACACCCCCCCAAAAAAAAGUGACUCCCACUGAAACUCAGUACUACUAGUAAUGAACGGCUCGCCUCUCGCAAUCAGCAGGGCACCCGCGCCCACACGCCAGUGACGAAGCCGCCGCCGCCGCCGCCGCACGCACGCACCGGCGGCUUCUGCCUUCUGCUGCCGAUGCCGCUCGCCCGCUCCUGCGAUUGAUGCGCGCACUUCAACGCGCCGUCCUGACGCCCGGGCCCCACCACCACACCGCUUUAUAAAGUGACCAGCUCGCGCUGCUGGCCCCGUCUCUUCUUACUCCCUUCUUCCGCGGUGGUAGUACCGCGACGGAAGCAGAGGCGGCGGCAGCAGUGGACGCGGAGGAGCCCUAGCCAGCCUCCGGGUGCCGGCGCGGCGAGGUUGUGGAUUCGAUGGCGGUGGCGUCGCGGCUGGCGGUCGCGCGGGUGUCGCCGGACGGCGCGCGCCCCGCGGCGGCGGCGGCGGCAGGGGGGAGGGGGAGGAGCGGGCUCGCGGCGGUUCGGCUCCCGUCGACCGCCGGUUGGGUGAGGAGGAGGGGGCGCGGCGGGGCCGUCGCGGCCAGCCCUCCCACGGAGGAGGCCGUGCAGAUGACGGAGCCGCUCACCAAGGAGGACCUCGUCGCCUACCUCGUCUCCGGGUGCAAGCCCAAGGAGAAUUGGAGAAUUGGGACGGAGCACGAAAAGUUCGGUUUCGAAGUCGACACUUUACGCCCUAUAAAAUAUGAUCAGAUUCGUGACAUACUGAACGGUCUUGCUGAGAGAUUUGAUUGGGACAAGAUAAUGGAAGAAAACAAUGUUAUCGGUCUCAAGCAGGGAAAGCAAAGCAUCUCACUAGAACCUGGAGGCCAAUUUGAACUUAGUGGCGCUCCUCUCGAAACAUUACAUCAAACUUGUGCUGAGGUCAAUUCGCAUCUUUAUCAGGUUAAAGCAGUUGGAGAGGAAAUGGGAAUAGGAUUUCUUGGGCUUGGCUUUCAGCCAAAAUGGGCACUGAGUGACAUACCAAUAAUGCCAAAGGGAAGAUACGAAAUAAUGAGGAAUUACAUGCCUAAAGUUGGUACUCUUGGCCUUGAUAUGAUGUUCCGGACAUGUACUGUGCAGGUUAAUCUUGACUUCAGUUCAGAACAGGAUAUGAUAAGGAAAUUUCGCGCUGGCCUCGCUUUGCAGCCUAUUGCAACUGCAAUAUUUGCCAAUUCUCCGUUCAAAGAAGGAAAACCAAAUGGAUUUCUCAGCUUAAGGAGCCAUAUCUGGACAGAUACUGAUAAUAAUCGUGCAGGGAUGCUCCCUUUUGUCUUUGACGACUCAUUUGGGUUUGAGCAAUAUGUGGACUAUGCAUUAGAAGUCCCCAUGUAUUUUGUGUACCGAAAUAAAAAGUAUAUUGACUGCACCGGAAUGUCGUUUCGGGAUUUUAUGCAAGGAAAGCUUCCACAGGCUCCUGGGGAGUUGCCCACUCUUAACGAUUGGGAGAACCAUCUAACAACAAUUUUUCCUGAGGUUAGGCUAAAGAGGUACCUUGAGAUGAGAGGUGCUGAUGGUGGCCCAUGGAGGAGAUUGUGUGCGUUGCCUGCAUUUUGGGUUGGGCUGCUGUACGACGAGGAAUCGUUACAAAGCAUUUUAGACAUGACUUUUGAUUGGACAAAGGAGGAAAGAGAGAUGCUAAGACGGAAGGUACCAUCGACUGGUUUGAAGACGCCGUUUCGUGAUGGAUAUGUAAGAGAUUUAGCUGAGGAAGUUCUAAAACUGGCCAAGAAUGGACUGGAAAGAAGAGGGUACAAGGAGGUUGGUUUCCUUAGAGAGGUCGACGAAGUAGUGAGAACAGGAGUGACGCCUGCGGAGAGGCUGCUGAACCUGUACGAGACCAAGUGGCAACGCAACGUCGACCAUGUUUUCGAGCAUUUGUUAUACUGAUUACUGAGGAUGACGCCGCCGAACGACGUUGGACUGAGCUUGUAGAUGUACCCCGUACCCUAAUACAGAGUCUCGUCUUGAUUCAUUCAAUGCCUGAGCCGGAAGGGCUCAGUUUCAGGCACACAGGAGCAGAGCUUUCGGUUGGUUGUUGACGGGGGGCAACCGCUGCACAGCCCGGUGCUGUGCCUACAAAUAACUUCGCCUGGAACUGGAACGGAUCACUCAUCACUGUGCUUUGCUUUGACUUGAUCUGCCUGUCUCUCCAGGGAGAUGGAACAAACUACUGUUUGUACCGGCCCGUUUUGUUUUGCAGCUAUGAAAAUCGCCGUAUUGAAAAUAAGUCCGUCUUCUGCACGAUGGAACUGUUUGUUUUUCCUUUUUUUUUGGAUUGUUGGGACUUGGGAUGUUUGUUCGGGGUUAACAUGGCAAAAGUGAUCUCAUCGACGAUAAAUAAAUGAACUGAUGGUUUGAUCCGGAA